Peronospora belbahrii is the source of this 1368-nucleotide messenger RNA. The record is from the annotation of a GenBank genome assembly. NCBI's taxonomy places the organism in Eukaryota, Oomycota, Peronosporomycetes, Peronosporales, Peronosporaceae.
AUGACAAGCCCGGCGAUAAUGAUCGAACGGAUUCUGGCUGCUGAUGUAAAGGUAGUGGCAGUUGUGACAGGCGGUGGAGUUUCUGUAGCUGAGAGCUUGUUUCGCUCAGGCAGCUCUUCUACAAUGCUUCAAUUUUCUGUUCCCUACUCGCGUGCGAGCUUGCAGUCCUAUCUGAGUUUGAUUCCGUCGGAGUCCACGCUAAAAUGUUGCUCGGAGGAGACGGCGGAGCGCAUGGCGUUUGCUGCAUGGAAACAGGCAACUGAUAUUAUGCGAAAAGAAGCAAUCGAGAAUGACGUACAAAACGCAAUGGCGGUGCCCAGCGCUUUAAAGCGAUUCCGUACAUGUUUAGGCAUUGCGUGCACCGCUGGACUAGCAACCAACUACGUUAGGAAAGGUCCACACGAGUGCUUUAUGUCGGUGUGCCGGGCUUGCUUUGUUUCCAGGAGCAACACUUACCUGCGUCCACAAUGUGAAACAUACCACCUUCAAUUGGACAAGUCAUUGGGGCGCUCAAGGACGGAGGAGGAUCAAAUUGUGGGUCACUGGCUCGUGUAUCUCCUGGCUAAGGCUGCUGAUGUGGAUUUAAAAACAUGCCAAGCGUUUCACGAUGAACUGAAGCUUGCACAGGCCGGAAGUGAUACGCUUUUGAAUGUGACGGCAGACGAGGGUGACAACGAUCCACUUGAUGGUAUCUGUAGUGGCAAAGUGAACCGAUUGUCGAGUGUCGCGUUUUUGCCUUCGACACCGAAAGACGAUACAGGUGCUACAACAAUUGCUGCUCAAGAGUUUCAUUUUCGUGGACUAGUUCUGCCAGGAUCAUUCAAUCCACUUCACAGGGGUCAUAUUGAUCUGGCGCGCGUCGCCCAGCAGCUGAUGGAGUCGCGAUUAAAAGUCAAAGUACCUGUGGCGUUUGAGCUUGCGGUAGCAAAUGCAGAUAAGGGUGUGAUUCCAUCGUCUACAGUAUCGACACGAGUUGCGCAGUUUUUACAUGGCAACACCUUAGGACUAGAUGCUUGGCCUGUGCUGGUCACGAAUGCUGCACUCUUUGGUCAGAAAGCCGAGCUACUUCCUGGCUGCACGUUCAUUAUUGGUGCCGAUACGGCAGUUCGACUUGUAGACAAGAAAUAUUACGACAUGGACGAGUACAAGAUGGUGCUGGCUCUGGACCACAUUGCCCGUCACGAAUGCUCUUUUGUAGUGGCCGGAAGGUUUGACAACAAGGUCGAGAACCGAUAUAUAACUGCCAGUGAGGUACUGGAAAAUCAUGUGCCGCGUGUGUUCCGCCAUCUAUUCAUUCCGCUGCCCGAGUCCGCGUUUCGAAACGACAUUUCUUCAACGAAGAUUCGAAGGCAGAUGGCUACAUCAUAA